Molecule: messenger RNA, 2827 nt
Organism: Laetiporus sulphureus 93-53
Lineage: Eukaryota; Fungi; Basidiomycota; Agaricomycetes; Polyporales; Laetiporaceae
Product: TrkH-domain-containing protein
Exons: 17
Coding region: 352-2625 (757 amino acids)
Biological process (GO): intracellular potassium ion homeostasis; potassium ion import across plasma membrane
Cellular component (GO): plasma membrane
Molecular function (GO): high-affinity potassium ion transmembrane transporter activity
Source: RefSeq, a predicted model, not a curated record
UGUUCGCUACAGCUCAUCUCAGGCAUGGGUGAGCCUGGAGCAAGGCGCUCGCCACCGCGGCGACCGCGGCGAAGGGGCCAUCGGAACUUCGGUGAAUGCGUCCUUCCGACGUGAGCGAGACUUGGCGCGUACUAUCUGCCAGCCGACCGGCUCAACCCACACCGGCAUAUAAGGUACAGCAGCAUAUAGUGACUGUAGAAGGACCUCCAAAUGCGCAUUUUGCUUUCGUGCGAGGCGUGGCUUUCCUCAACGGCUGCCAUCCUGGGCGGGUCUCGGUCGGUUCAACGUUUCCAGGGCUCAAGCCGCUCGUUCUUUCCCUCCAUCGUUCCAUCUCCUGUAUGUUGAAUCCUCAUGAAGUCUAAGCUGAAUUUCUUUCGCGUCCAUCUCCUCCUCUUCAUACUGAUGCCCUUCGUUCUGGCCUCAAUAUUCUAUGCGUCCAAUGGAAGGUACAAGAUCAAGUUCAUAGAUGCGCUUUUUGUCUGUGUCAGUGCUGCCACGGGGACGGGCCUCGUCACUUUCGACCUGAGUAGCACAACGGCGUGGCAGCAGGCUAUCCUUGUAAUGCUAGAACUCUUCGGCAAUCAAGUAUUCGUGUCAUGGGUCGUUGUCCUGGUCAGGAGGCUGUACUUCCUCGAGCAUCUGGGCCACAUUGUCGCUGCUGAGCAGGAGAGGGAUUCGACGCAACGUGAUUCAACGAGCAUGGAUGCGAGGCCAACACUAAAUGCAUUCCUGCACAAUGGUCUGCGGGAGCUAGGGGCACGCCGACUAUCUCAGCGAACUCAACGAUCAAUUUCUCCUGCUAAACGACCGAAGGUGGCCGCACAUAGCGUUUCGAACAAGUUGCAUGCCGGGAUGAUCCGCCGUGUCGAUGUCGCUCCCCAUCGCAUCGACCCGCUGGGUCGACGUACGACUUCGUCGGAUGGUGAUUGCAGCUCUAACUAUGAGGCCCCACGAGAGUCCAGCGCCAACUCUCUGCAUUCGCUCCAACUGAGCAACAGGCGGAUGAGUCUCGCUCAGCAGCUCUCUCCUGUGCCUGAAGAGGGUGACUACUUCGGCGGAUUUCCUGGACCGUUCGAAAUGGUGUCGCGAGCUGUGCGUUUCGCAUUCCCGCGGCUUCAUCGCAGGCUCUGGACGAGUGUAACUAUGCCAAGAACGGAGACCUUGAUCCCUCGUAAUGCCGGACAAAAUGCACGCGGUGCUCCUGGCCCACCGACGCGCGUAGUGCCGUAUCUGUCUUUUCGGGCGAUCGUCGGUAGGAAUUCAGCGUUCCGCAAUUUGACUGCAUACGAGAUCGAAGAGCUCGGAGGAAUCGAAUACCGUGCGCUGAGCGCCCUUCUGUGGAUCGUGCCGUUGUACUAUUUCGGAUUACUCGCGAUCUCAUUUACAGUGAUCGCCCCAUAUAUGUGUAUGCCACGUUGGCGACUUUGGUUCUUGCCUUUCGAACAGCAUCGCAAGAUCAACCCAAUCUGGUUCUCCGCUUUCCAAGUGGUAGGAGCAUGGGCAAACACGGGCAUGUCUCUAGUCGAUCAGAACAUGACACCUUUCCGUACUGCAUAUCCAAUGAUCAUCUUUCUUGUCAUUUGCGUCCUCGCCGGUAAUACAUUCUUUCCCAUUUUUUUGCGCAUUUUGAUUUGGAUCCUCAUGACAUUCUUACCGCAUCAGUCUCGCACAAAGGAAACCCUGCAAUUCCUUCUAGACCACCCGCGUCGCUGUUUCAUAUACCUGUUUCCUUCCAAUCAGACUCGGCUGCUUUUCGCCAUGCAAUUCACCAUGGACUCGUUAGCGUGGUCGUUUGACCUCCUGCUCAAUGUAGGCGAUCCUGCAUUCGACGGAAUUCCAGUUGGUGUCCGGGUAAUCAACGCCGUCCUCGCUGCCGCAGGCGUGCGAAAUGCAGGCUUUCAAUCCAUUGCUGUUUCGACAUUCGUCCCCGCCGUCCAGGUGCUAUACGUUAUCCUGAUGUAUAUCGCCCUUUUUCCUAUAGUCCUCAGUGUUCGCUCUACCAACGUCUAUGAGGAACGAUCCCUGGGUAUCUACCGAUCGAAAGACGAGGAACAGGAAUCUGAUUAUCUGGAUCGCCCGCUUAUGGGCGUGGAGUCCCGCGUGGCCAUCUGGGGAAAGUAUCUAGCCCGCCAUGCUCGCAGGCAACUGUCAAUUGAUAUGUGGUGGCUGGCGUUGUCGUUGUUUGUACUCUGCAUAAUCGAGCGAGAACCGUUGAUGAAUACGAGCGACUCAUCGUGGUUCAAUAUCUUUGCAUUGAUUUUUGAGCUAGUCUCUGCCUUCGGAACAGUUGGUCUUUCUCUCGGCAUUCCCAACGAGAAUUACUGCUUCUCAGGAGCCCUCCAUACACCGUCUAAGCUUAUCCUGUGCGCGGUUAUGAUCCGUGGCAGACAUCGUAGUUUGCCUGUCGCGCUAGACCGGUCUAUACUACUGCCGCGCGAGUUUCUGAGGCAAGAGACUCCUCCACUGGACGAGGACGGCGGAAAAGAAGGAGAACAAAGUAUCGAGGAUGGACAGCAUGGAGAUGCCGAGACAGAGAAGCAGGCGGGAAAGCCUGAUUCAGUGGAAGAUGUCCAAACAGACGAGACAAUGUACGCGACGAGGCCGUGCUUGCGGAUCGCAGUGUGAGAUCCCGGAUACACGAGAGCGUUCUCACAUUCAGUACGCGAAUCAUGUUGUUUUGGUUUAAUGCAUAGUACAUUCGCGUAGGAUCUCAGGCUCUGUAGGCUCCAUCGAUGACACAAAUGACUGCAUACUUUUGUCGCGUUUCUAUCUGGACGACUCUGCUGCUGUUUUCAUUUCCCUCUAGUACGAGGCAUUGAAUUCCCUC